This is a messenger RNA of Closterium sp. Naga37s-1, 3318 nucleotides long. The record is from the annotation of a GenBank genome assembly. Lineage: Eukaryota; Viridiplantae; Streptophyta; Zygnematophyceae; Desmidiales; Closteriaceae.
AUGCCCUGUAUCAUCCUGGACAGACGUGUCUGCGGCCUUAUCUCUCGUCCUUUCCCCAUGCGCACUCUGUCCUCCCUCAUGCCCUGUAAUCCCUCACGGGGCGCAGCGGAGCAGGUGACGUUUGGCGUGAACUCAACAACCAACUCGACGGUGGAGCUGGCGUCAACGGCGGACAUGCAGGUGUACGGAGUCAUCGUCACCGUCGCGCUGUGCAUCGUGGUGCUGGGGGGCGUGCGCGUGGUCGUGCGCCGGCAGCCCAGUCAGCUACUGGGUCUUUUCUACCCUGCGGUCACGGGCAUAAUGGCGGGCAGCAACCGGUCGGCAUCGCUCAAGGACACACAGAAGUCCAUCCCCAUCGGCACCCUGUGGGCCAUCGGCACCACCACGCUGCUCUACGUGUUUGCAGUCUUCAUGUUCGGCUCUGUGGCGCUAAGGGACCUGCUGCUCACUGACCGGCUGCUCACGGCCACCCUGGCAUGGCCGUCCCCGGCAGUGGUGUACAUCGGCAUCAUCCUCUCCACGCUUGGCGCCGCCAUGCAGAACCUCAUGAGCGCACCACGUCUGCUCACAGCCAUCGCCAAUGACGACAUUCUCCCCAUCCUGGACUGGUUCAAAACGGAGGACAACCAGGAGCCAUACCUCGCCACGCUCUGCACGCUACUCAUCUGCGCCGGCUUCGUGUGCAUUGGAGAUGUGGACUAUGUCACGCCGGUGAUCACCAUGUUCUUCCUGCUGUGCUAUCUCGGGGUGAACCUCUCCUGCUUCCUGCUGGAUCUGUUGGAUGCGCCGUCGUGGCGCCCGAGGUGGAAGUGGCACCACACGCUCACCGCCCUCGCUGGCGCCGUCCUUUGCGUUAACGUCUCAAAACACUCCUCCCUUUUCCCCCUGGUGCCCCCCCUGCAGCGAUCAUUCAUGAUAUCGUGGUUCUUCACGCUGCUGUGUCUGCUGCUAGCGGUGCUCAUCUACUACUACGUCAGCCUCAAGGGCAAGGCCGGCGACUGGGGCGACGGCUUCAAGUCUGCCUACCUGCAGCUCGCCCUGCGCUCCCUCAAGUUCCUUGGAGCGAGUCAGGUGCAUCCCAAGAACUGGUACCCCAUCCCGCUCAUCUUCUGCAAGCCCUGGGGCAUCCUACCUCCCGACAUGCCAUGCCAUCCGAAGCUUGCUGACUUUGCCAACUGCAUGAAGAAGAAGGGGCGCGGAAUGACCAUCUUUGCCACCAUCCUCGAAGGCCGCUUCAGGGUACUUGCACCGCCUCAUCUCCUCAUCCCUACCCUCCACCCCUCCUUUUCUCACUCCACUCUCCUUUUCAACCCCACUCCCUGCAAAUCGCCCUUCCAACCAUGCCUUCUCGCCCACUUGACCAGGGACCGGGCAGAGGAUGCACGGUCAGCGAGCCACCUGCUGCUGAGCUACAUUGACUACAAGCGCUGUGAGGGGGUGGCAGAGGCCAUCGUGGCUGACUCGCUCAACGAGGGAUUCCGCAUCGCAGUGCAAACCAUGGGGCUGGCGAAUCUCAAGCCCAACAUCGUGUGCAUGCGCUACCCUGAGAUCUGGCGCGAAGACAUCCAGAGGGACAUCCCCGGCACGUUUGUGAACGUCAUCAACGACUGCAACACGGCGAACAAGGCGUGUGUGAUCGUGAAGGGGCUGGACGAGUGGCCGGGCGAGUACCAGAAGCAGUGCGGCACCAUCGACCUCUACUGGAUCGUGCGGGAUGGAGGCAUCAUGCUGCUGCUGUCCCAGCUGCUGCGGGCGAAAGAGAGCUUUGAGAACUGCAAGAUCCAGAAGCAGUAUGGCACCAUCGACCUCCACUGGAUCGUGAGGGACGGUGGCAUCAUGCUGCUGCUGUCCCAGCUUCCGCGGGCGAAAGAGAGCUUUGAGAACUGCAAGAUCCAGGUGUUCUGCAUUGCGGAGGAGGACACAGGCGCGGAGAACCUGAAGCUGGACGUGAGCAAGUUCCUGUACGACAUGCGCAUGCAGGCUGACGUCAUUGUCGUCACCAUGAAGGCGUGGGAAGACGUCGUGUCCGAUGCUGAGGGCGCAGAGGCAGAGCUCGCCCGGCAAGGCGCCAUGGAGGCUUUCACUCGGGCGCGGCGCAACAUAGCCCAGAGAAUGAGCGAGGACCCCGAGGCUGAGACGCACCACUCGCUGCUGGACGAGAGCAAGGUGAAUAAGUUCCUCUACACCACAAUCAAGCUCAACUCCAUUAUUCUGCGGUACUCGCGCAUGGCUGCUGUGGUGCUCGUCAGUCUCCCGCCUCCCCCUCAGAACCAUCCCCCUUAUUGCUACAUGGAUCAUCCCAAAACUCUUUUCCCCGCCGCCUCUCUUCCCGCCUCCCCUGUCCCCGCGCAUGGCCAGCGCGGCGGCGGGCCUUGGGGGGAGGCGGGGGAGGGGGCGAGGCGCGUGGGGGAGGCGCAGCCCGCAGCAGCGGUGCAGGCGCACAGGGGGGCGGCGUUUGGGCUCAAGACGUGCGCUAUGGGGGGACAGCCGCUGCUGUUCAGCUGCGGGGACGACGGUCGUGUUGCAGGGUGGCGGUGGAGCGACCUCCUCUCAUCCAAUCCUGCUCAAGCUCCUCAAGUGGCCCCCUGCGUUGACCUGGUCAACCCCCCCACCACGUGGGCUGCUGCAAGGGGCGUGGCAGUGGUGCCAGAGACCAAUGCCAUUGAUGUUGACGAGCAGAGGAACACCAUUUACAGUGCAGCAGGCAACGGGUGUGCAUACGCAUGGGACGUGGAGUCUCAGAAGCGGGUCGCUGAGUUUAGGGGCCACUCAGACUACCUGCACUGUGUGGUGGCACGGCCGCAGCACCACCAGAUAGUGACGGGGUCUGAGGACGGCACAUGCCGAGUAUGGGAUUGCCGCACAGCCACCGCAGUGCUGUGUCUCAACCCCUUCACUGCGCGCCAAGCACCCCUCUCCCCCUCUUCGUCCUCCUCCCCCGCCUCGCCUUGGGUCAGCAGUAUAGCAACUGACUCCACAACUCCAUGGCUGCUGUGUGGCACAGGCGGCAGCACGGCGUCUCUCUUCUCGCUGCAGGCACCCGCCUCUGCACUGCUGCGUGUGUCUCUUGGCGCGCCAGUGCAUGCGGUGGCCAUGGGGAGAGAUGCGGAUGAGAUACUAGUGGCGGGAGCCAGCGCUGUGUUGACUCGGUUGACUUUUGCCGGCCAGCUCAAGUCACUAACUGCCACGGCCAUGCCAUCCAUCUACUCCCUCCAUUCACAUUCGCCGUCCCAGCUGGUGGCAGUGGCAGGGAGAGGGGGGACGGUCGAUAUAAUUACCAGCAUUGGCAGUCACCUGGCCACUUUUCAGUGCGCCUGA